This is a messenger RNA of Galleria mellonella (greater wax moth), 5104 nucleotides long. RefSeq lists its product as uncharacterized. The record is from RefSeq and is a predicted model, not a curated record. Lineage: Eukaryota; Metazoa; Arthropoda; Insecta; Lepidoptera; Pyralidae. Gene Ontology annotation, biological process: sensory perception of smell; detection of chemical stimulus involved in sensory perception of smell. Gene Ontology annotation, cellular component: plasma membrane. Gene Ontology annotation, molecular function: olfactory receptor activity; odorant binding.
UUUACAAAGCAUUCCGUCAAGCUAUACACGAUGAUCAGACAAUUCCUUGAGAGCUUGGAAGAUCGUGAAAAGCCCCUUCUUGGGCCGAAUUACUGGAUUUUAAAGAAAUGUGGUUUAAUUUUACCUGACAACUUUCUCCUUAAAUAUUUAUUUUUAGUAAUACAUCUAUUCGGUAUACUCUUUAUUAUCAGCCAAUAUAUAGAAUUGUACGUAAUAAGAUCAGAUAUAGAUCUCGUGAUAUCCAACAUGAUGAUUUCUAUGUUGAGUGCAGUAUCCGUUUUGAAGGGUGAUACAUUCGUGUUCUGGCAAAAACAAUGGAGGGAACUCAUUGAUUAUGUAACAGAAGCUGAUCAAUUUGAGAGAGACAACAGUGACGCUGCAAAAGCUAAAACCAUUGAUAAAUACACAACUUAUUGUCGCAAAGUGUCGUACUGUUAUUGGGUAUUGGCAUUCGCAACUUGUUUGGCAGUUAUUGGUGCUCCUUUUAUGAAUGUUUUAUCGACCUCGUCACAGAAUGAGAUUACUCAGAAUAGAACGGAGGUAUUUUCUCACAUAAUGAGCUCAUGGAUGCCGUUGGACAAAUAUAGUUCCCCAGGAUGCUGGAUCACUGUAGUGUGGCACAUUUUUACAUGUAUAUAUGAGUCUACUGUUGCGGCAGCUUAUGACAGCACUGCUAUUACUAUAAUGGUAUAUUUUGAAUGUAAAUUAAGUUUGUUGAGGAUAAGGUGUACAGAAAUGUUGGGCAUAAACGGCCAGAGGUUUUCUGACCAGGACGCUGAAAUCACUAUCCGUCAACUUCACGAUAUACACAUAAAAGUAAUAAAAUACUCGAGAUUAUUCAAUUCCGUAUUCUCGCCAGUAAUGUUCUUUUACUUAUUAAAUUGUUCGCUGAUGCUUUGCGCUAGUGGAUAUCAGCUGACAUCGUCAACAAACACAGCACAGAAGCUUCUUUUGGGAGAAUACUUAGUUUUCGGAGUGUCACAACUUUUUGUAUUCUGCUGGCACAGCAAUAAAGUGCUCAUUAAGAACGAGAAUCUCAUGUACGGCCCUUUUGAGAGCAACUGGUGUUCGACCAGCGUCAAGCAGAGGAAAUAUGUAUUGUUCCUGAGCGUUACAUUUUUGAGCCUUGUUCCCGUUACUAAUAUUGCUAUGGAAAACCAAAAUUCUCAAGAGAAAUCCGCUCCGAUUCAGUAUGUUCGCGGAUCACGGGCUUUCCGACAGUUCAAAAAUCCACCGCAACCUCAUAUGUGCAUUCAAGAUACAAUAAAAGAUACGUCGGAGAAAUUAUUCAUAAAUGUGCUAGGAUGGCAAAAGAUAGCUAAUCCCAAACAGUACUCGGAUCCUAUACCGUUAUAUGGUGGUAUGCAGGUACCCCAAGGUUGUGGACCGAAUAGCAAUAAGCCUCCACUGCUCGUAUUUGCAGUUAUGGUGAAUCCUGAUAUUUUGAAAGCCAAUGGAAAAAAUGCAGUUAAUCACACAGAUAGAGAAGCACUUGUUAGCCUUCUCUGUGACUUUGUUGAAGCGAUGAAUCCAGGGUUGUUACUCGGUCGAAACCCUGUCAUCUUGAAGGACCGGGAUCUAGCUGGCGAGUUGAAGGAUGUGUGGCUUGCGGUCCAGAACAAACGGGAACGGGAAAAGGGAAUGAAUCAAGAUGUAAUGUAUAAGGUUUAUGACAUUGAUGGCAUCGGCAGCGAUGAAAUUGAUGAUGACAAAAUUAGAAAUGACAAUUGCUCUCCCAAUAGAGCAGCAGGCAAUGAGAAGAAGAACAUUGUUAAGUCUUCUAAGCAGAUACUCCUGAAUGCCGGUCAGAAAUCUGAAUUUGAUUCAGGUAUGAACAACUGUCAAAUAAGUCAAAACCAUCCUAGCAGAGACAACAGAUGUGGGAGUAACGAUACGACGUAUUGUACUCCGGUCUAUGGCCAAAUAGUGUCAUCCAGAGAGAAUCAUAAUCAGAUUAAUGACAUACAGCAGAAAUUCUCAUCGAACGAAACAACAAAGCCAUCGAGUUCGUUCCGGAAAGAUUGGAAUCCUGUACACGGAAAAACAACUGAGGGUUGGGACGAGUUUUCCAAACGCAACAUAUCGUCUAUAAGUAGCGAAGGUGAUGUAAAGAAGCAGAAGGUGAAAAAUGAAAAGUCGAGUAAAGAAAUGAGCAAUGGUAAGUCUCAUUAUGAUUUCUUUCCAGUUUUCGACAAUAAAACUGUUGAAUCCGAAGGCGUGGUAGGUAACAGGGGUACCGUUAGAGAUACACCAGGUAAAGUGUGUAGAGACCAAGACAUGAGGAAUGAAGACAAUUCUAAAAUAAUAUUAGACUCAAUGCAGAAACUAGUUCUGCAUGCGACUGAUAACAAAAUAUGUGAUAAUAAGACAAGUGCUCUCAACACAUUAAGCUCAUAAUUGUAAAGCUUCUAAUAAUUUUUGUAUGGCAGUUGAAAAUAAUUAUGUAUUGCUUAUAUGCUGUUCAUGGGGUAUGUAUACAUAUUGAGGUUUGACAUAGCAAUCAGUAAUCUUACUAGUCAAAUUUAUUUCUGAUUAUAAUUUAAUACAGUUUGGUAUGAAUUCUAUGAGCUGUUUAUUGUAAUUUCCUAUAGGUAUUUUAAUAUUUCAAUCGUAAACGACAAGUUUAAUGAACAAUUUUUUUAAUAUGACCAAUUCUUUAGGUGUGGAUGUCUAUAAAGGGUAUCUAGAUCCAGAUGCUACUAAUUGUAUAUUGUUUGUAGUAUAAUUUACAAAUGAGUGUAUGAUCAUAUACUAUCACAAACAAACACCAAAAAAAAAAAAAUUCGUAAGUAAUAAUUAUUAUUUUAGUAUAGAUAUGUUUUAUAUUUUUAAUUGGCCAAUUUCCAAUAAGUUGUGACUGCUAUUGCAAUAUUUGUUAGGAGUAGGUAAUAUCUGGAUUUAGUACACUGUAAACACUGUGUGAAUGCGUGGAGCAUAGAUUAUAAAUGGUUGUGCGUUGUAAUAGUAUGUUUAGAGCGCAAUUGAACGAAGCGGCCACGCCGCCAAGCAUAUUGCUAUUGAUUAUAAUGCAUAAAAGAUUAAAAAUAAUUUUUGUAUUGAUACAUUGUUGCCAAUUUUUAAACGUAAAUUAAUUACAUAUUGUCAAUGUUUGAUAAUUAUUUGGAAAAUUUUAAAUUGUAUUUGCUCAUUUCUAAAUUAAUAAAAAUUGUUUUAUCAACAAUAUGAAAUUUAUAUUUGUAUUUGUAAUAUGAUCUCAAGAAGUGAUAAUUCUUAAUUAGGAAAUAUCGUUCACUGCCAAACUACACUCAAAUGGGCGGUUGCUUCAAUUGAAACUUAUCUCAUAAUACACAAAAACUUUUGAAAUACAUAAUUCUUUCAAAUUUAAUCUACAUUGUAUUAUUUAUACAAUAGAAUACCAAUUACCAGAACCAAUACAAUAUGUCCAACAACAAAUAACAAAUGGUAUUGGCCCUUGCUUGUUAUAUCGUCAUGGUUGUAGAAUACUGACGGAUCUGACAAAUAUUACAUAUAUAGAUCCAUCAGUAUUCUACGACUAUGACGAUAUUUUAAACAAACAUGGUUCACAUCAUUCGAUCUAUUGGAUCCCAAACUUUUUGUAGCUGUUAAUGUUCUUGAUCGUUGAGUUAUUUUUUUGUAUUACAGUUGUUGAGUUAUUAAAUUAGUGGUGAAGAUUUUGAGAUCAAGUUCUAGUGAAACAACCGCCGAAUUAAUAUCUUUCACAUAUUAUUAAUGUAGUUUAGUUUUUACAUAAUGGAAAACACUCUUCUUAAAUCUCGAAUUGUUGGUAGACGUAACCAAAUAGUAUAUAGGUUUUAUAACCAUUUGAUUAUUUAACAUAUAUAAUCCAGUCCCAUAUAAUUUAGUAUCGCUGUGCAAUGGUUUGGUUCUUUACAUUAUCAUAGCUAUAUAUUGGUUAUUCUGUUCCUAGUAUUAUUAUUAUUUUAGUGUAUUUUUUUUAUAUAGAUUAUAAAGAUUUCAUUAUGAAAUGAAGAAAUCGAAGUAUUGAUUGGUUUAUUUUUAUGGUAAAUGUACCAAGGUUAUAUUGAACAAACCUGUAUUAAUUUUUAGAAUAUAGAACAAACUCAUACAAAUAGACAACUUGAUUGGAUUCCUCGGUAUCUGGCCACGGUGUGUGUCUCUGAGCUCGAGUCUGCACGUUCCUCCACCUUCGAGUUAGUUCUAUAUUGUAAGAUUUAAUCUUACACGUUAACGUGUAUAAUUAAUUGUCAUUUACUGCAUUUAUUUUCCUACAAAGUUCUUGUAUAUAUUUUUUGAAGUGCUCCUUUAUAGUAUAGUUUGCUAAUUUCAAGUGAAAAAGUAUUUUUUAACUUUGAUGUUUACAUAGUUUUAGAUAGGCGUAUUGUUUUUUACAAUUGGACAGUGAUCAAAAUGAAUUAUAAAUUUGUAUUCAAUAAGUUCCUUUAAUUUGCAGCACGAAUCUAAUAAAAAAAUUUAAUGACAGCUGAACAGAAUGUAUAUUUGUUAUAAAAUGAGAUUAAUCAUUUAAUUGAUUUUUUUUAUACCACUGAGGUGGCAAACAAGCAUACGGCCCACCUGAUGGUAAGUGGUUACCGUAGCCUAUGAACACCUGCAAUACCAGAGGCAUUACACGUGCGUUGCCGACCCUGAAGAAACCUCUUUACCCCCCUUUGAUUAUAAUAAUUAUUAGAGUAAAAUAAAGCUUGAUCAAAAAAACAAAUUGCCAUGUUGCGGAAUAUAGCAGAUUCAGGUGGUACGUUGUUUGCCACUUCCGCGGUAUAAAAAAGCUAUAUUCAAACUUUUUUUUCUGUUGUGUAAAUAUUCACUGAAAAAAAUGUUUUAUAAUUUAUAUUUUUAUUGUUAUAACUUCUCAUUUUUUAAAAACACAAAUUCAUUUCUAGUAGAACUUAGUACUUUUAUAUAAUGCAACUUGUUUAUACAGAUGAAAUGACAUACCGCCAAAAAUUCACAGACUUCGAUAAGAAAAAAAAAAACGCAAGUCAGUGUUGCAUUCAUGUAUUGAGAUGUACAGUCAUGGACAAUUGAGAGAUAUUUGAAUUCCAGACAAACUAUCAUACUGAAGACUAGGCAGCAUGGUCUCCGACCUUAGCCUGUUCCAUAAUGGAACAAACGUACUAAAAAA